AUGAACAUUUUAGACUGUCAGAUUCUCUCUCUGGGGCAUCAGUACAGAUUGAAAAACUGGAAUCCUGAUGCAGUGGAAACAAGUAUAACAAGUGUGGCUUUUGUUCCGCUAAACACGGAAGGUGGAGGAGAAUUUGGUGUGCUUCUCUACUUCAAAGGAGAUUUGUUGGUAUUAACAACCCGUGCCGAAAUGAAGUGGAAGCUGCUUGAGAACGUCCCAAGGAAAUCAUGCAUGAGUUUAGCCACUUUUAGAGGCAGGUUUUAUGCAUCCUUUUUUUACGGAAGAACUGUGGUUAUCGAUCCUUAUUCCCUGGACGUGACUCUCCUGAUUCACUCGGAGCUUGAAGGGUUUUACAAACAUUUGGUUCCAUCUGGUAAUGAUGAACUUUUCCUGGUUGAUGAAUUACUUACUAUACCGGCCGCAUGUAGAGUGAGUAGGCUAGAUGAAGAGAAUGGGAAAUGGGUCGAGGUCACGGAUGUGGGAGGUCGUGUGUUGUUUAUUGAUCAAGAGUUGGGAAAUGUCUGCUGCUCGGCGAAAGAGCUUCCUGAUUGUUGUGGUCUGAGCGGGAACUCAAUUGUUAUCACCGGUGAGCCAGAGAAUGUAGCAAACACCUUUAAAUAUGAAGGAAUUGAGGAAUACGAGCUUAAGUUUUGGACAGUAUCAAGAGAGAGACGUGUGACAGUCCUCAGCACAUCUCCGGCGGUGGCUCUCCGGGUUGAGCUUGGACAUUGCCUGGCUUCGUUUUUAGGUAAAGACAAUUGA
This is a messenger RNA of Microthlaspi erraticum, 762 nucleotides long. The record is from the annotation of a GenBank genome assembly. Lineage: Eukaryota; Viridiplantae; Streptophyta; Magnoliopsida; Brassicales; Brassicaceae.